GACCCGCCCCACCGGCGCUGCCGUAACCACUGUCUCGGCUGCAGCUGCACCUUCUCCGGCGAGAGGCGAGCACUGCACGGUGGGCCUGGCGGCAUGGCUGUGUCCUGGAGAAGCUGGCUGGCCAAUGAAGGGGUUAAACACCUCUGCCUGCUUAUCUGGCUCUCCCUGAACGUUUUGCUUUUCUGGAAAUCCUUCCUGCUGUAUAAUCAAGGGCCAGAGUAUCACUACCUCCACCAGAUGUUGGGGCUAGGAUUGUGUCUAAGCAGAGCCUCUGCAUCUGUUCUUAACCUCAACUGCAGCCUUAUCCUUUUACCCAUGUGCCGGACACUCCUGGCUUACAUUCGAGGAUCCCAGAAGGUUGCAAGCAGGAAAACUAGAAGAUUGUUAGAUAAAAGCAGAACAUUCCAUAUAACCUGUGGUGUUACCAUCUGUAUUUUCUCAGGGGUGCACGUGGCCGCCCACCUGGUGAAUGCCCUCAAUUUCUCAGUGAACUACAGAGAGGAUUUCGUUGAACUGAACGCAGCAGCAUACCGAGAUGAGGAUCCCAGAAUUCUUCUCUUCACAAGUGUUCCAGGCCUGACAGGAGUUUGUAUGGUACUGGUGCUCUUCCUGAUGGUCACAGCUUCCACGUAUGCAAUGCGAGUUUCUCAGUAUGACAUCUUCUGGUACACUCAUAAUCUCUUCUUUGUCUUCUACAUGCUGCUGAUGUUGCAUGUUUCAGGAGGAUUGCUGAAGUAUCAAACUAAUUUAGAUACCCAUCCUCCUGGCUGCAUCAAUCUUAAUAGAACCCGCAACCGGAGUAUUCACUUACCCGAAUAUCUCUCAGAACAUGUUCAUGAAUCUUUCCCUGGAGGAUUUUCAAAACCAGAUGAGGUUACCCGGAACACAUCUGUGAAGAUAUGUAUGGAAGAGCCCAGAUUCCAAGCUAAUUUUCCACAGACUUGGCUUUGGAUUUCUGGACCUUUGUGCCUGUAUUGUGCUGAAAGACUUUACAGGUGCAUCCGGAGUAAUAAGCCAGUCACCAUCACCUCGGUCAUAAGUCAUCCUUCGGAUGUCAUGGAAAUUCAAAUGGUCAAAGAAAAUUUUAAAGCCAGACCUGGCCAGUACAUUAUUCUACAUUGUCCCAGUGUGUCUGCAUUAGAAAACCAUCCAUUUACCCUCACAAUGUGUCCUACUGAAACCAAAGCAACAUUUGGGGUCCACCUUAAAAUAGUAGGAGACUGGACAGAACGAUUUCGAGAUUUACUGCUUCCUUCAUCUAGUCAAGACUCUGAGAUUCUGCCCUUUGUUGAGACUAGAAAAUAUCCCAAGCUGUAUGUUGAUGGUCCAUUUGGAAGUCCAUUUGAGGAAUCGCUGAACUACGAGGUUAGCCUCUGUGUGGCUGGAGGCAUUGGAGUAACACCAUUUGCGUCAAUACUCAACACCCUGCUGGAUGACUGGAAACCAUAUAAGCUUAGAAGACUGUAUUUUAUCUGGGUGUGCAGAGACAUCCAAUCCUUCCGUUGGUUUGCCGACUUACUCUGUGUAUUGCAUAAUAAGUUUUGGCAAGAGAACAGACCAGACUAUAUCAACAUCCAGCUGUACCUCAGUCAAACAGAUGGGAUACAGCAGAAAAUAAUUGGAGAAAAAUAUCAAGCACUGAAUUCAAGACUUUAUAUCGGACGUCCUCAGUGGAAACUUGUGUUUGAUGAAAUAGCAAAAUUUAACAGAGGGAAAACGGUUGGUGUUUUUUGCUGUGGACCCAAAUCAAUUUCUAAGACUCUUCAUAAACUGAGUAACCAAAGCAACGCAUAUGAGACAAGAUUUGAAUACAAUAAAGAGUCUUUCAGCUGAGAAUUUUCGCCGUAAACCAGGACUCUGAAGAAGGAAUGUGUGCAAUUUCUAAGACUUUGAAGUUCAAACAGCCAUGUCAUUCCAAAGAGUAGCAAGACUUCCUUAUUUAUGAUUAUUUAAAGUAGAAAUGCAGAGAAGUGGCCAGAUGACAGGUCACAUUACAUGUUUAAUCUGGAAACCAAAGAGGCCCUUUGAUGUGAUUAUUCACUUUUCAGCGCUAGAAUUAAAACCAUUAGAUGUGCACUGUUGAUUUUUAUGGCAGAUUCAGGAACUCCCCAGUGAGGAGCUACACUUGCUCACUAUGAGGCUGAUAGCCUUGGUCCUCUUUAAAUUGUUUUUGGUUGAACAAAUGCAAGAUUGAACAAAAUUAAAAAUUCAUUGAAACCGAGAUUACAUUUUCUACAUAAGUAUAAACAGAGUUGAUUUAGAAAAGCUCCAGGCAAAUAUAUUAGAUGUUUGAAGAUACAGCACAGGACUCUAUUGAUACGGGUACUUUGUGUCAAUAUCUAAUCUUGCUCACUACUGAUACUAAUACCUCUAUUUGAUGUCUGUAGACUUCAUGUUGAAUGAAUCUUUUACAGUUGUUGAUAUAGUAUCUAUUUUUAUAUAUUUCUCUUCCCCCACCCCCCUCUGUCUAGGGAGGUCUUUCCUCCCUUGGCAUGCAUUAAGCACAAUGAUUUAAUCAGUCAUUUUCACCCUCAAUUUAUUUAAUCAAUUACUGUUGCAUAAUAAUGAAAAAUUAUUAUUACUAUAAAUUAUAAAGGGAUAUAUAGACUAAGUUUUUUCCCUUUUCAGCAUUGUGAUCUCUAUUGUUUGUAUUUACUUUUGUAUCCAGCAUAGUUUGUCUUAGUUUUUAGCUUCUUAAGGUACUUCAUUUAAUUUGCACUUUGAGACCAAAGCUCAGUGUCUAUCUGUGGUCACUCAGACAGACAGAAGAUGUUGGAGACAUUGAAAGUGUACUCACACAUCUAACAGAAAAUCUGUAUUUUACUUCCUACAAAAGAUGAAGUACUUCAUUAGUUAUUCAUUUCUAAGUCCAGAAUCAAGCAUAUUAUUGCUGAACUACCUUGUGUUUGGGUUCUCAAGAGAGAAUUACUGAGUUUAAAGUCAUUGUUGGCAUUUCUCUAUGUUAACCUAUCGGUUCAUGUUCCCUGCCCAUUAUAGUCUUGGCUCACAGGAAAAAAUUAAUUCACUUUAUUACCUUAAGAAUUAAGGCAUUUUUUUUUCAGCUUAGUGAUUUUGUUUUGUGGACGUAUACCAGUGGCUAUCAAAUGUAGCAUAUUGCCAAAAUCAGCAGCAUGAUCGGUGUUGCCUUUGUUUAAAUUUGCAUGAUACCAUAUUAGAUGCUACUGUCAUCUUUUGCAGGGAUUUACCAAUAGCAAUCAAGGCUGUUAAAGCAUCCAGCAUUGAAUGCCCAUAAAUAUAUUACUUAUAGAUAUUUCCUUCUCCCUUUGGAAUUCUUUCUUCUCCCUUCUGAGGAAGACUAAUCAGAAAAAGACAUGGGAAAUGUGCAAUGUUCCUGAAGAUUUAGCUCUGAAAACAUAUUUAAUAAACAGCACAUCUUGGUAACAUUUUCUAAAUUCAAAAUAGUUUUCAUAUAAACACAUAACAGGAAGGACUACUAAAAAGAAACUUGGUAAAGACAAUGUGCAAUACUGACUCUUUUGAUCAUAAUUUAUUUGAUUAUAUUAAUACAGCUAAUUUCAGUAAACCAAGUGGAAGAUUUUUCAGAAGAAGAGUAAUCUAAGUAAGUAGGUCUGCUAUUCUAAAUGAGCCACUUUACCUAUUUUAAAUUCCAGUUGAUGCUCAAACAUUGUGUUAACAGGUAAUUUUUGCUUCUGUAGAUAGCUUCUGUAGUUUGCUUCAUCGUGUAUGUAUAUGAAAGCCUUGUUUUGUUUUGAGAAAUCCUUUCUCUCUAGCUAAUUCUUGUCACACAGAUCUUAAAACACUAAUUUUGGUGGCAAUAAAUGUUAGAAUUAAAAUGCUGUUCUUUAAAUCUCUGUAUGUUUACUUUCCCUUCACAAAAAAUAAAACAGGCAGAGUUUCUUCACCAGAUAAUGCAAGUUGCAGAAACAUUUAUGUGAGUGUGUACUGGUGUGAACAGCCCUGGGUGUUCGUGUUCUGGGGUUGUCAGUGUCACUGGUUAAGGAUAUGACUAUGGAAAAUUGCUCCUCACUCUGGGAUUUCUCAUUUGGACGAGAUCAGUGCUCAAUUAGUCAUUUUUAGGAAAUGUAUCUUUUUGAGGACAUCAUUAAAAAGACAUAUUAUGGCAUACAUACAAAAUAUACAGACAGCCUUGGGGGUCCCACAAACAAUCUCAAAAUUGAAGUUUGGACCCCUGUUUUAAGAACCUCUGAAGAAAAUUAUCAUCAUUAUAAGUAUUUUUAAAACUCUACCUUUUUUCUUUCAUUUUUGGAAUAAACUAUCAAUUUUUAUAGACUAUACUAAGAAAUUAACUCAGUGAACAAAGGAAAGGAAAUUCUUUUUGUAUCCCCCCAAAGAAUCUGAUAGACUCUUUCAUCAGUUUUUAAUCUUCUUGGGUCUCUUGCUUUAUGCAAAGCAAGGCUGUGAUUUUACAUACCAGUAAUAAUAAAAAAAGUUUCAUACACACACACACACACACACACACACCCAAAACACAUAAGUUUGGGCCUUAGUUUUUAUGAGGUUUUUUUUUUUGGUUUAAAAAUGACAUGAUUGAUGGUUUUUCAUGCCAUGAUUUUAAAUUCCAGUUGGGUGAUUUUGAUAGUUUAGGCUCUUAAAAUAAAGAAAUACAAGCUAUACAAAAGCAUAGUCUGAAUGGAUCUACUCCAUAUAUCCACACUAUUUGUACCAUCCCCCCAAAUCAGUGUUUACUGGGAGCCGUCACAGCAGGUACUUGAUUUAAAUUAUAAGGCAUUGUUAAAGAGGCUUGCUAGAGGCAAAAGGCUAGCUACUGUCAUCACUAGACAAUGCUGGUGUUAAAGGAUAUUGCUUAUAUUAGAGGAAAAAAAUUAGAUAAUUGUUUUUCCAUAAGGAUGGUUAACUCAGCUGAACAGUGAGUUUUCUAACCACACCGGUAAGACAUUUUCACCUGCUUCUCAUGACAAACAGUCCAUUUUCUUAUGCUAUCGAGAGCACUCUUAUACCCAGUUAUGUUAGAGAAGCAUGAAAUGCUAAAGUUAGGAGUACUGCUACUUUGCAGUUGAGGAAACUAAGGUCCAAAGGAAGAUGGUAACUUGCUUCAAUUCAUGCACUGAGUUUGUCACAGAGUAAAAAGGAGCUCAGCUUUCCUAACCUUUGCUACUGAAAGACUCUUCCACUUCCCCAUGAAAUAUAUACAUCUAAUAAGACACAUCUAGUACCAUCCAUUUGAUCUCCAUAAACUCUAGUGCUAGGUGGAAAAGAGGUACUGAAUGUUAAUUCUAGGUUCACAGCAGAAAAUCGCACUCUUCUCUAUACGUAUAUCUUCUGAUUCUAAAUUUGUUAGACACUUAUUUUCCCUAUUAAAAUCCAUUUUCUUGUAUCAGUUUUAAAACAUGACAAUU
Messenger RNA from Phyllostomus discolor (pale spear-nosed bat), 5360 nucleotides. RefSeq names its product NADPH oxidase 4 (gene NOX4). Gene Ontology annotation, molecular function: superoxide-generating NAD(P)H oxidase activity. Lineage: Eukaryota; Metazoa; Chordata; Mammalia; Chiroptera; Phyllostomidae. Gene Ontology annotation, cellular component: plasma membrane; NADPH oxidase complex. The transcript is spliced from 18 exons. Bases 94 to 1833 code for a protein of 579 amino acids. The record is from RefSeq and is a predicted model, not a curated record. Gene Ontology annotation, biological process: superoxide anion generation; defense response.